Helobdella robusta is the source of this 204-nucleotide messenger RNA. RefSeq lists its product as hypothetical. The coding region runs from base 1 to 204 and encodes 67 amino acids. The transcript has a single exon. The record is from RefSeq and is a predicted model, not a curated record. NCBI's taxonomy places the organism in Eukaryota, Metazoa, Annelida, Clitellata, Rhynchobdellida, Glossiphoniidae. Gene Ontology annotation, molecular function: calmodulin binding.
AUGGCCGUUCCUUUUUCGAACACUAAAAUUCGUGUUCCGCAAGGGUUUCGUAACCUUCUAGAAGGUUUUACGCGAGAAGUUUUGAGGAAUCAACCAGACGAUAUUAUCAUCUUUGGGGCCAGAUAUUUUCAAUUUCUGUUAAACGCCAGAAACGGUAAGCAAAAUAAAAACAUUGUUGCGGUAGUAUUUAAUCGAUUAAACUAA